AUGGGAAUCAUCCCCGUUGUGUACUUGACAGCAUGGAUUUAUCUCUACGAGAUUGGUGGCUUGGCAAAUCGCGCGAAACUGGAAAAGAAGCCAACGGUACUGAUCCAUGUUGCUACUGGUGGUGUUGGUCAGGCUGCUAUCCAGCUGGCGCAGCGUGAGUGCGUAGAAAUCUUCAUCACAGCAGGAAGUAUCGAGAAGCGGGAUUUUCUUGAAAAGAAUAUCGGCGUGUUGCGCAUGACUCCCAAUCGCGGAGUCGACGUCGUGAUCAACAGUCUCGCCGGCGAUGCGCUUCGAGCAAGCAGGGAACUCGUUGCGCCAUCCGGAGCCUUUGCUGAGAUCGAUCUGGCUGACAAUGAAGGUGCUGGGCGACUAGCCUGGCAGCACGAACCGAUGUACAACCACACAGAUCUUCUUCGAAACGGCGCGGACAAUGUCGAUGGAUCAUCCAGAAACAGAGACUCAUGCACACGUUCGAAGCCUGAUCUCAUUGCUGCAGCAAUAUCACUGGAAGAAGUAGAGCAGAUGGUACUCAAGGCCUUGCUGGACCAACUUACUGAGACGCUCAGCUACGAUUUAGAAGAACUAGACACUGAUAGGUCACUCAAUGCGUAUGGUGUGGACUCGCUUAGUUUUGUGGAAAUCAGGCCGUGGAUGACGAAGGAAAUUGGAGCUGAUGUUUUUGUGUCCGAUAGCACGAACGGACAGUCUAUCGGGCAGCUUGCGGCAAAGGCGUCGGCGAGGUCGAGAUUUUUGCCUUUGGUGAAGAGGGUGGAAAAUGUGGCAGGGGCUUAG
Molecule: messenger RNA, 792 nt
Organism: Bipolaris oryzae ATCC 44560
Lineage: Eukaryota; Fungi; Ascomycota; Dothideomycetes; Pleosporales; Pleosporaceae
Exons: 3
Coding region: 1-792 (263 amino acids)
Biological process (GO): fatty acid biosynthetic process
Molecular function (GO): phosphopantetheine binding; oxidoreductase activity; fatty acid synthase activity
Source: RefSeq, a predicted model, not a curated record